Molecule: messenger RNA, 388 nt
Organism: Entrophospora candida
Lineage: Eukaryota; Fungi; Glomeromycota; Glomeromycetes; Entrophosporales; Entrophosporaceae
Source: the annotation of a GenBank genome assembly
GCUCCGAGAUAUUGCUAAAUGGAAUGCUGAUCAAUUAGCACCACUUCAGGCCCAAAUACAGCAAAGUCUUCAGGCACUCAACCAGGUGAAUAUUCAGUUUACACAGGCCCAGAAAGAUCUUAAUCAACUUCAUCAGGAUUAUCUUCAUCUUAAUGUUGCUCAUACUCAGCUUAAUAAUACUCAUACUCAAUUUGUUAAUGCUCAGGCUCAGUUUAUUAAUAAUAUUCAUGAUCCACUUGUUCAGGCCAAUCAUCAGCUUACCCAGGCCUAUAACUUCCAAAAUGGGCAAUUACAAAAUUUCCAACAAAAACACGUAAAAUGGAAAAGAAUAGCCAGAAAUAGAAAUGCUAAUCUUGAUGUUAUUUGGCUUGUAGGAUUUUCAAAUUGA